CUUCCGACCGGUGUGGAUGUGGAUCCUCGGCAUCCGCUGCCUGGUUCGCGCCCCGUCGCCGUGUGUGAUCUUUCUCUCUCUCUGUGAGUUAUUUUUUACCCACUCUCGUCCGCGAAAAAAAAAAUAUUCAAACCCCUUAACGGUGGUCAGCCACCGCGUUGUGUGUGUGUGUGUGGGUGGUUUGUUUUCCGGAUGUGUGCGCUCUCUCUCUAUCUAAUUAAAGUGAUACGGUUUCUUCUCUCUGUGCAGUGAAUUAAAAGUGGUUUUCCCCUGCACUACACCCCUUCAAUCUCGCCUACCCCUACCAACUCUUCUCGACAGGCGACAGGAACGAAUGGUUCCGUCGGAUUUUGGCACUGCUGGCGAUGGCAAGCGCCUUCAGCCCCUGUCCGGCCGCCGCUAGCCCCACGCUGGGUCCCGUGUGUCGUUUUUGCGUUGAUGUGAGUGAGUGAAGGGAGUGUGCGAUUGAGAAACGAAGGCAAAAUUCUGCAAUCAAACAUUUCACCGUAUUUGCAUACGGCAAGACGGCCCCAGCCCCCUCCAGCUUUAAGAGCCGACCAUCAGCAACUACCGGCAGCCGCGCUUCAAUCAGCCCCAUCUUCUCGUCCCCGAGCCCGCCCUACUGAGCCGAGCUUCUUCGCUGGGCCGGCGGCGUUUGGCUUCGUUAGUUCGAUUGUUUCCCUUCGGACGGGAUUUUGCCCGAUAAGAGCCCCAUUUACAGAAAUCAACGCAACAAGAGGCGUGUGCAGGAUCAAAACAAAAACACAAGCAGAUAUCUCGAGAGCUUGAGUCCCAUUGCCAGUGGCAUGGUGUUGACGUUGAUGCGAUGGGAAUGAUUUAGAAGCGCUGACUCUACUGUGUGUGUGUGCGCAUUUCUACAAGCCUUUUUGCCAGUGCGAAGAUAACCGUUUCCUACCCCCCACUCAAUCUCUCUCUCUCUCUGUCCGCCUUCCUGGAAAGAGCAACAUGAUAUCGCAAGCGAUCCAGUACGCGGACUACUUCGCCCGCGCCAUGCGCAACGAGUCGGCCGCCCCGGGCGGCGGUGUGUACAGCACGGGGCCGGCCGGCAACGGCACGUACGGCAGUGGCGGGUUCGGCGCCCUGGCCGGCAGCAACGCGUCCAGUGCCGGGUCGGCCGCCGGGCCGGAGCUGUUCGACAUGUACGCCCGCAACUACCCGUACGUGUCGUCGACCGAGGAGCAGAACUACAUCGAGCAGCUGAGCGACAGCCUGCGCAACCAGUCGCAGGCCGGCAACCGGAGCUACGGCGGGGCCGGGGGCGUCGGCGGCGCCGGCGGCUACGACUACGGCGUCGGCUUCGACCCGAUCCCGCUCGCCGAGUGCAGCAACGCGUACUCGGCCGGCCCGUACUUUCAGCUCACCAGCUACUUCCUGUACAUUACCAUCUUCGUGACGGCGGUGAUCGGCAACUCGAUCGUGCUGUUCAUCGUCCAGUCGAACCCGCGCAUGCGCACGGUGACCAACUUCUUCAUCACGAACCUGGCGGUGGGCGACCUGAUGAUGACGCUCUUCUGCGUGCCGUUCACCUUCAUCUCGCUGUUCGUGCUGCAGUACUGGCCGUUCGGGUUGGCCAUGUGCCGGCUGGUGAACUACACCCAGGCGGUGUCGGUGCUGGUGAGCGCCUACACGCUCGUCGCGAUCAGUGGCGACCGGUACAUCGCGAUCAUGUGGCCGCUGCGACCCCGCAUCACCAAGACCUGCUCCAAGUGCUUGAUCGGCAUCGUGUGGAUCAUCGCACUGAUUACAGCCGUCCCGAUCGCCAUCUUCUCGACGCUCUACUUCCCAACCGAUUGGCACGUGCAGUGUAACGUGCCAAUCUGUGCGGAAAAGUGGCCGUCGCCGGAGCAGGACGACUACUACACCAUCGCGCUGCUGACCACCCAGUUCAUCGUGCCGCUCGUCGUGCUGAUCUUCACCUACACGCGCAUCGCGAUCGUGGUGUGGGGCAAGCGGCCGCCCGGCGAGGCGGAAAACUCGCGCGACCAGCGGAUGGCCAAAUCGAAGCGCAAGAUGAUCAAGAUGAUGGUGACCGUGGUAAUCGUGUUCACCAUCUGCUGGCUGCCGUUCAACUUCCUAAUGCUGAUGAAGCUCCCGUCCUCGUGGGACCUGCUGCCGUACUUCUGGUUCGCCUUCCACUGGCUCGCGAUGUCGCACAGCUGCUACAACCCGAUCAUCUACUGCUACAUGAACGCCCGGUUCCGCAGCGGCUUCAUCCUGGUGCUGCACGGUGUGCCCGGGCUGCAGCAGCUCUGCUGCUGCAUCCGCCACACCCCGCCGGCGAUUGCGCGCAACGUCGGCUCCAGCGUGGCCCUCGCCGGAAUCGAUGAAGUAUCGCAUCUGCAUCGAGUUAACACAUGCACCACAUACAUAAGCACCAGAAGGAAACCGACCCACAAUGUGCAGGUGCAGUCGACCGAGACGUCGCUGUUGCGGUGAUACCAGCAGAGCUACGACUAGAGCGGACCGUACACCGGCGGUGCGGCCGGUGGCAAGCGGACCCAGUUCCAGUGUCGGCCAGCAAACGGGGGCGGCGGGGUGCGGGGAUGCGCCAGCGACGGUGCCGGGCGGCGGAAGCGACCGUGCGCGCCGAACGGGUGCGACCACCACCACCAGGAGCGCAUCGAGCUGAUCAUUCUGGAGACGAACGAGGAGACGACGGUGGCGGCUUCGGACGAGGUGCGGACGACGGCACUGCAGCAGCAGGUAUCAGCGGACGGAGACGGCGGUGGUGGUGGUGGUGGUGGUGAUGAGGCAACCGUUGCACCCAGUAGCAAUGGCGUUGGCGAGUAAGAUUAGGGCGGCGCUAAAUAGGAGGGGAGAAAGGGCAGAAAACAACCAGUUUUAGCAUUUGCGCAACCAUUUUUCCCGCGAACAAAAAAAAAACAAAGAAUAAAAUAAAAAGAAACCCAUUUGGUCAGGGGGUUUGGGGCUAUAUCGCUGUAGGGGAGGAGAAGGGAGCAGAAAUCAAUUUAAAUAUAUUCACCUUCACACGCUGUUGUGCUGCGUUGGCUGCUGCGACGACGACGACAACGAGUUUUUGACGCUCCAAAUUCCUACUCCUCCAAAUCCAAUUCAUCCGUCCGCAUCCAGUCGCAUCCAACCAUUAAUCAUUGGCGCCGUUCUACCCAUCCUUCCAAACCACACACACACACACACACACACACACUCACACACUACUAGAUUGGUUGGUGGAAAGCCCUGUCGCCCCGGCUAAAAAGGACAAGCCCCAAUCAAUCUUGGCCCACGACGUGUGAGCGCGCGUGUGUUAUUUCCUUAUCCUUCGGCACACCGACACCCGAAGCAAGAACGGAAUUUAAAAAAAAAGUAAAUAAAAAGCAACUCGACCCAUAACCCAUCGAUCAGAUGAAAACGGUGGUUGUGGGGGUCGCCCGUAGGUGAAAUGGAUGAAACGUGUUUUUCGGUGUAGCUGGUUUGUUAGGCCACCCGUAGGAAAAUGUAAUUAAAGCCGGAAUGGCAUCGAGCAAUUGCUGAUUGUCCACCCGCCAUCCACUCUCACCCAUCGCCCUGUUUUGUGUUGUUGUUUCGGUUUUCAAACAGCGCUACAGCGCUCCGGCGGCAAAGCGUUUGCUCCGCGGGCGAGCGCAUGCGAGCGAAUGAUAAAUCCUGUUACUAAGAUAGUGUAGGCAUAAGUAGUGAGAAACAAAAACAAAA
Messenger RNA from Anopheles merus, 3693 nucleotides. Its product is annotated as RYamide receptor. The transcript is spliced from 9 exons. Gene Ontology annotation, biological process: neuropeptide signaling pathway. The record is from RefSeq and is a predicted model, not a curated record. NCBI's taxonomy places the organism in Eukaryota, Metazoa, Arthropoda, Insecta, Diptera, Culicidae. Gene Ontology annotation, molecular function: neuropeptide Y receptor activity. Bases 967 to 2457 code for a protein of 496 amino acids. Gene Ontology annotation, cellular component: membrane.